Leptopilina heterotoma is the source of this 2189-nucleotide messenger RNA. RefSeq names its product leukotriene A-4 hydrolase. Gene Ontology annotation, cellular component: cytosol. The transcript is spliced from 11 exons. Lineage: Eukaryota; Metazoa; Arthropoda; Insecta; Hymenoptera; Figitidae. Gene Ontology annotation, biological process: peptide catabolic process; proteolysis. Bases 136 to 2097 code for a protein of 653 amino acids. The record is from RefSeq and is a predicted model, not a curated record. Gene Ontology annotation, molecular function: aminopeptidase activity; metallopeptidase activity; epoxide hydrolase activity.
CAUUGGUCGACGUUUUAUAAAUAAAGGAGGGCUUAAAAAAAUAACAUUGUUAAAUUCGACCGGCUGUAAAAAUAUAAAUUUAUCAUUUUAAUCAUUUUUACGUAAUGUACACGUAAUAAUUAUGACGUAUUAAAUAUGUUUAUUCUUAUCAGAAUUUUGUGCAGUAGUCGAAAGGUCAAUAAUUUAAUUCAAAAAGAAUAUUUAACUUCUUUUAUAAACAAGAAUAAACAUUCGACUUUUAGCAGUUCAAGAAUGGCUUUAAGUCCCGAUGAUCCGAGUUCUUUUUCUAGACCCGAUCUUGUUGGAGUUACUCAUAUUCACUUGAAAUUGGGUAUAAAUUUCGAUAAGAAUAUUUUAGAAGGUCAUGUGAUUUUAGACGCAGAAAGGAAAGAUAAAACAGCGGAUUCUUUGAUUUUGGAUGUUCGAAAUAUUACAUUAUUGGAUAUAACAAAUGAAAAGGACAAUUGUAAACUUGAAUACAGCGUUGGAGAAACAGUUUCAUUUGGAUCUAAACUCAAUAUCAAAUUACCAAAUGAAUCUGAAUGUGAUGAUGGCAAAACUAGAUAUAAAAUUAAAAUUCAUUAUGAAACGUCACCCAAGGCAACGGCGUUACAAUGGUUAAAUGCUCAACAAACAGCCGGAAAGAAGUAUCCUUAUCUUUUCUCUCAAAAUCAAGCAAUUCACGCACGAUCAAUGGUACCUUGUCAAGAUACUCCGUCUGUAAAAUCUACUUACAGUGCUGAGAUUACGUCACCAAUUUGGGCAACAACAUUAAUGUCCGCUCUACAUGAUGAAAUAGAAACUAUUGGAAACGAAACAAAAAUUAGUAAAUUUCAUCAACCGGUACCAAUUCCCUCGUACUUGAUUGCCAUCGCAGUUGGUGAUUUAGUUACGAAAAAAAUUGGACCAAGAUCUUCUGUUUGGUCGGAAAAGGAAUUAAUAGAAGAGAGUGCAUUUGAAUUUUCAGAGACUGAUACAAUGCUACGUACUGCCGAAGAUAUUUGUGGUCCAUACGUUUGGGGCAUCUACGAUCUUUUGAUUCUUCCUCCGAGUUUCGCUUACGGUGGAAUGGAAAAUCCGUGCUUAACUUUUGUAACGCCAACAUUACUUGCUGGAGAUCGUUCCCUAGCCAGUGUCAUUGCUCACGAAAUUUCACACAGUUGGACUGGGAAUUUAGUCACAAAUGCAAAUUUCGAACACUUUUGGUUAAAUGAGGGUUUCACUAUGUUCAUUGAAUAUAAAAUAGACGGACGAAUGUUUGGUGAAAAGCAAAGGCAAUUUAAUGCCUUAAUGGGCCUUUCUGAACUCAAGGAUGCAAUCAAAAGUCUAGAAGAAACACCCGAUCUCACAAAAUUAGUGGUAAAACUCACUGGAAUGGAUCCCGACGAUGCAUUUUCAACAGUGCCUUAUAUGAAGGGUCACACGUUUCUCUAUUAUUUAGAAGAAUUACUCGGUGGUCCUAAAGAAUUUGAACCAUUUUUGAAAGAUUAUUUUGAAACUUUCAAAUACAAGAGUAUCGUAACUUCAGACUGGAAGAAUCAUCUAUAUAAAUACUUUUCAAACAAGACUCAGAUUUUGGAUUCAGUUGAUUGGGAUUCUUGGCUCAAUAAGCCAGGCAUGCCAAUUGUAAUACCAAACUAUAAUAAAGACUUAUUGAAUGCUUGUAUUGAACUUGCCGAUAAAUGGAUUAAUUGGUCAGAAAGUACAGCAGUUCCUUUCGCAAAAGCGGAUCUUACCAAUCUAAGUCCUUCACAAAGGGAGCAAUUUAUCACUGUUUUGUUCGAAAGCAAUACAACUCUGUCGAUUAAGAAAUUGGAGAAAAUGCAAGAGGUCUACGAUUUUGAUUCUGUACAAAAUAGUGAAAUCAAAUUCAUGUGGAUUCGAUUAGCAUUAAAAUCACGAUGGGAGCCUAAAGUUGCUGAAGCUCUUGAUUUUGUGUCUGAAGUUGGACGUAUGAAAUACCUCCGACCAAUUUAUCGUGAUCUUUAUGCAUGGCCAGAAGUGAGACAGAGAGCAAUAGACAAUUAUUUGAGAACAAAAGAUCAAAUGAUGUUUGUUGCCGCCGAAAUGUUGAAAAAGGAUUUACACCUGAAUUAAUGUUACAAUUGAAUAUUUCUAAAGAAAUUAUAAAUUUCUACGUUUUUAUAAUAAUUUCAUAAAAUUUUAAUAAAUUCUCUUUUCAAGAAUCA